Molecule: messenger RNA, 357 nt
Organism: Penicillium vulpinum
Lineage: Eukaryota; Fungi; Ascomycota; Eurotiomycetes; Eurotiales; Aspergillaceae
Exons: 3
Coding region: 1-357 (118 amino acids)
Source: RefSeq, a predicted model, not a curated record
AUGCAGUCAGGAGGACCAGACCCUGAACCAUUGUCUAAAUCCGAGAACCGUCUCCUCAAAAAGUACGGAAAGCUGCCGCGUAGAGGCUUACUAGCCCAGAAGGAACGGACAUACUUUGACUCUGGCGAUUUCGCUCUUUCUGCCGCUGAUCGCGAGACCGACAACGGCGCUGUUCAAACGGGCAGAGCUCAUCCUCAUCGGGAAAGCAUCUCGCACCCUUAUGCCUCUAUUCCAGCCUCUAGUAACGUCGACGAAGAUGCCAACCAAGAUAAGUAUAGGAAAAUUGCGAGUCCUGAGAAGAGCCCUCUACUUCACCAAGUAGACAUUAAAGAUGAACUCACAAACAAGAAGGGAUAG